AUGACUGAGCCCAACCUGAUUGCCCAUUUUGCCCCGACCACUGACCAGUUACAUGAGAAGGCUCCCAACCAUGGUUGCGACAUGCCUGAAUUUCGGCCAGCGUCAGCGGUUGACAGUAUUCCGCCUGCCAUGCUGGUAUGGAGGGCAAACCUCCCUUUCAUACGCGACUUCGAUUUUCUCCACCUGAAGAUUCCAUUUCCCUGGCACGUCAAAGAUCAAGAGCUUUCCAACAUCAUCUGGCUGGCAGCUUGAGCUUCCUGGGAAAUUUAUUGAGACGUCUCUCCACGCAUCCUUUGGAAUACACGGCGAAACUUCUUUCUGUUGUGUGAAGGACAAGCCUAAGGGCAUAAAGAUAUGCGGAAUAGUGACCGACAUCUCGCAAGUACAAGUGAUCGGACAAAACCUUCCGAGCAAGGAAGAAGCUUCAGCCGUCACAACGACCUUUUCAACCAUUGAUCUGAGGCAUUUCUUUUGCCUCGGCGCCGCUUUGCGAGCUUUUUGAUUGAGAGUUGCUUUGUGUGCGUGCUCGAACUGCUUACAUUCGGUUUCGCAUGAUUCCUGGAAUGCAACGGGCAUCGAAUGGGGGCUUUCCGAUGUUGUACAUGCGCUAUCUUGACGGUAGUCGUAUGUUUCAGAUACCCUUAUGACUGGGAG
Messenger RNA from Protomyces lactucae-debilis, 654 nucleotides. RefSeq lists its product as uncharacterized. The record is from RefSeq and is a predicted model, not a curated record. NCBI's taxonomy places the organism in Eukaryota, Fungi, Ascomycota, Taphrinomycetes, Taphrinales, Protomycetaceae. The coding region runs from base 1 to 252 and encodes 83 amino acids. The transcript has 2 exons.